AAWUAAAAUUUUUUUAUUUAGUUUGUCAUUUUUAGGGGCUUAAUUUUACUGAGGAAAAAACUUAGCGCCAGCUGUCUUUACGAACUGCUGAGCCAGCAAACUGCCGUAGCAGUUGUUUYUUUAGUACUGCUAUAGCAAUAUAGUACCCCGCCAUUACUUCAAAUAAAUUAUGCGCGCAAGACAAAAAAAUAUUGUUAGUACAUAAAUGUUUGUUCACGGAAAAAAAUAGUUUGUGUCUAAUUAUAUUUAUACACAUUAUACUCGUAUCAUUAUCAUCACUUUUUUUUAAAUUCAGUAUAUAGGUUUAAAUAAACUAAUUUCUACAUCGCAAACAACCAGUACAUACCUUUGAAUACAGUAUACGUAUAUGCAUAGUGCAUACCGUUGUAAAUAGACUCAUGAUAUAAUAACUUUGAAUAAGAUUUUUUUCUAAAUGUUGUCUUAAUAACAUUCUGAUUUCUGAUUAUGUCUUUCGAGUUAGGAUAAAAUACAAAAUCGAUCAUGUCAAAAACUGAUGUUUGGUAUGAUAUUUCCGUUUUCCUUUUUUUUUUCUUUUUUUUUCUUUUUUUUUAUUAUUUACAAUUAAGCACAGUGGACACGCAGUUGACUACGACUCACACAGUCAUCGGUUCGAUUCAUAGCAAGGUGCAAAAAAAAUUUGUGUGGUUUUACGCGAUCACCAAAUCCCCACGCUGUCGUCCGAUUGCGUCAUCCGGUUUCCAASUAGGUUCCACUCCAAUGUGACUUGGGAGUGAAGACCGCACAUGUCUCCUCUUGGAGAACGGGAGGUUAACAUUACGGAAUUGAUAGAUUUAAAUUUCUUAACGUCAGUGACGAACCGAUGGUUUUUAGCCCAUAUCUUGUCAGCCCAAAUGGAGCACGCGAAUUUAAUAGACUUUUUGAAGUCUGAAGACAACUCGUUCGAUUUGGUCAUGGUCGAAUCGUUCCUACAGGAAUACACCGUGGCCAUAGGUCAUAAAUAUAACGCUCCCGUCAUCAACUUGUCGCCGGCAAUGGUCUGGGUCAGCAUCAGCAAGUGGCUGCAUAUACCUUCGACAUUUUCGUAUGUGCCGGAUUGCUGCAUAGGCGUGACGGACGACAUGAGUUUCACGGAGCGCUUAAAGAACACCAUUGUUGGACUUGUAGAGAUGUUCGUUGAGGACUACCUGUACAUUCCGAUGAUAAAGGCGAAAAUGAGUAAGCAUUUCGCAUACGUUGGAUGGGAGUCGAGGCCGACGCUCGAGCAAAUGCUGAAUAACGUAUCACUGACGCUGAUGAACGCUCACCAUGCGGUCGGAGUGUGUCGGCCGUAUUUACAGGGCGUCAUCGAAGUAGGAGGAAUGCAUAUUAGAGAACCGAAAUCGUUACCCAAAGAUUUACAAGAUUAUAUUGAUUCAGCAACUAACGGUGUCAUAUAUUUUUCUUUUGGUUCAAUCAUAAAUUUAUCAAAUUUACCAAAAGAAAAAUUGAGUAUUUUUCUCAAUGUCAUCAGUCGUUUAAAAGAAAAAGUGAUCAUAAAAUGGGUACCAGAUAAAAGUAUAAAGUUGCCACAGAAUAUAAAGGUCGGUUCGUGGUUGCCUCAGAACGAUAUCUUAGCUCAUCCAAAUGUGAAACUUUUUAUUACUCAUGGGGGCUUACACAGUAUCGAGGAAGCUGUGUACAAUGCAAAACCGGUGAUCGGCAUACCAGUUUUUGCUGAUCAACAUUCGAAUUUGAGACGGGUCGAAAAAAUUGGUUAUGGAAAGUUUAUAACAUUUGAUCAACUAACCGAAGAAUCAUUUGGAAACGCUAUCGAAGAAGUUAUAUCAAAUCCGACGUUUAAGGAUAAAGCAAUGAUCCAAAGUCGUGUGUACAAAGAUCAACCGAUGAACCCUUUAGAUCGAGCAAUAUACUGGAUAGAGUACGUUAUUCGGAACGAUGGAGCUCAAUACCUAAAAGCUGGAUCUUUAGAACUAAACACUGCUCAGUACUUUUUGUUUGAUGUCACAUUAUUUUUACUUUUACUAACAGUAAUUUUUACUUGGUUGGGUUACCGUGGAAUAGUUAAAGUUUCAUCAAAACGUAAAGCUAAUUAAAUCUAAAAAAUUAAUUACAUUUUUCAUUGUAAAUAUUUCUUACACUUCGACUUGAUUGAUAAUUAUCGUGCUCGUAUUUGAUUUUAAUGCAUUUAUAAUCGUGUUAUAGAUUGAUUAUAAAUUAUUAAUAAUUUGGAUGAGUCAGUUUUUACGAUUGAUACUCAUUCACAAGCAACAACAUGGACAAUAAAUCUGUAGGGAGAAACUGACAAGAAGUGGUGGGAAAACAAACAUUUCUAAGAAGUUAUGAUUUUUAAUAGAAUUGAAUUGAUUUAUUUCAUUAUCUGUCAAAAUUAUGUAUA
This is a messenger RNA of Diuraphis noxia (Russian wheat aphid), 2377 nucleotides long. RefSeq names its product UDP-glycosyltransferase UGT4-like. The record is from RefSeq and is a predicted model, not a curated record. NCBI's taxonomy places the organism in Eukaryota, Metazoa, Arthropoda, Insecta, Hemiptera, Aphididae. Gene Ontology annotation, molecular function: UDP-glycosyltransferase activity.